AUGGAAAAUGGUGCAAAUUUUACAUACAUCAGACUAACUGGUUAUCUUAAUUUGGAUUUCAAGAUGAAGUACUUCUUGUUUGCUGUGAUAACUGUGUUGUAUUCUACAAUCAUAUUUGCCAAUAGCUUUCUUAUUGGUGUUAUUUGUUCAGCAAAAGCCCUUCAUAAACCAAUGUAUCUGUUCCUCUGUAGUUUGUUUGUUAAUGAAUUGUAUGGCAGCACAGCUUUAUUUCCUUCCCUUCAAGUUAACCUGAUUUUGAAUAACAAUGAGAUUUCUCUUAUUUAUUGUUACUUACAGAUUUUUUGCUUAUACACAUAUGCAAUGAUUGAAUUUUGUAAUUUAGCAGUCAUGUCUUUUGAUAGAUUUGUGUCCAUCUGUUAUCCAUUAGAGUAUAACAGUAUCAUGACCCCUUUUAGAGUGGGUGUGUUAAUUGCAUUGGUGUGGUCAUAUUGUUUCGUUCAAUUCUUAAUUCUUUUCUCUUUUAAUUCCAACUUACAACUGUGUGGAAACAUUAUGGACAAAGUAUGGUGUGACAAUUAUUUACUUGUUAAACUUGCUUGUUCAAAAACCUCUUUGAAUAAUACUUAUGGCAUUUAUGUUAAUGUGAUGACAGCAAUGAUCCCACUGACCCUAAUUCUUUAUUCAUAUACAAGAAUUCUAAGAAUAUGUUUGAGUUUUACUAAAGAAGCAAAGCAGAAGGCUCUAAGCACAUGUGCACCACACAUCAUUUCACUAUUGAACUUUUCUUUGGGCUGCUUCUUUGAAACAAUCCAAAGCAGGUUUGAUAAUAUCAGAAUGCCAGCUUUGUUACGUGUAAUAAUUUCAGUCUAUUUCUUGAUGUUUCAGCCAGUGCUUAGCCCUAUUAUGUAUGGAAUAAGACUGAAAAAUAUUAGACAAGUAUGUAAAAACUUGGUUGUAUCAAAAGUAGGUAUUACAUAA
Molecule: messenger RNA, 939 nt
Organism: Ctenopharyngodon idella (grass carp)
Lineage: Eukaryota; Metazoa; Chordata; Actinopteri; Cypriniformes; Xenocyprididae
Product: olfactory receptor 52D1-like
Exons: 1
Coding region: 1-939 (312 amino acids)
Biological process (GO): G protein-coupled receptor signaling pathway
Cellular component (GO): membrane
Molecular function (GO): olfactory receptor activity; G protein-coupled receptor activity
Source: RefSeq, a predicted model, not a curated record